AUGAUGAAACUUGUCCGGCUGUAUUGCUCCCUAAUUCUCUUGCUCCCAACCCUUCUUGCAGCGCCUUUACCCCAAAAGGCUGCUUCACCACUUGCUACUCGGUGGAAUCAGCAUGAGGACGAAGCUCCGGCCCACGUUUCCCGGAGCCGGUCGACGCUGCUAGCUGGGAGCCAGCUCGAGAAUAGAAACGUCGUCAGCAAAACCCCCACAGUGUUAACACGGGCAGCGAAGUCGCGGCCAGGCGAUCGAUGGCCAUAUAUGUUUUCCACACUGACCCCCGACAUGGUCAAAGGUUCAGAUUGGGCUCCGGAAACACGCUUUGUCGAUAAGAACUCCAUCUCAAAAGGCGAAAUUCAGCCGGGGAAAAGCGAGCCACGAGAUAGCCGGAUGAGAAUCGUCACAUCGCGCUAUAUGACUCUGUUUUCGAGAUUAAACGGGCAGUCGACGCCUCACCAGCCGUGCUCACCGUCCGAAAACUGCGCCACGUUUCCGGAGGACUCGGAAGAUUAUUUCGACUCGGAUGAGCAAUCAGCGUACGAUUCUAUGCUCGUGUGGAUUUCAGGCCACCCUAUCCGGAUGUGGGGUGUGAUUCUUGCCUUUAUGCUUGGUCUCUUCAUUCUCUCGGUCGUUAUGGUGGAAACUCUGACUGCGCUCUCGGAUUUUGUGCUAUCGAGGUGGAAGGGUCGUCGCGCGAGCGGGAUUCGGCUCGAAGGAGGAGAGAAGAAGAUCACGGCUUUGUGA
This is a messenger RNA of Uncinocarpus reesii 1704, 741 nucleotides long. RefSeq lists its product as uncharacterized. Bases 1 to 741 code for a protein of 246 amino acids. The transcript has a single exon. NCBI's taxonomy places the organism in Eukaryota, Fungi, Ascomycota, Eurotiomycetes, Onygenales, Onygenaceae. The record is from RefSeq and is a predicted model, not a curated record.